UUGGAGCUCUCCUCUAAUUGUAAAGUUGGAUGAACUGAUAGUUCAUAUCUGUAUGAGCAGGAGUGAUGGACCUUAAGAUGAUUAAACUUGAAAUUCGGAACGUAAUAAACUCUAAAGUUAGUGCAGAGCAGUUUAGGACUUUCUCAUUGCUGUACAAGCUUUGGGUUUGUCAUUGCGCCUUCUCAUAUAUUACCUAUUUGCAAUGUGAAGUUACGUUGUGCAUGUUAUGCUUCUGCUGACUAUCAUCUUGUUAUUUCUCUUACAGCAUAUUUGUUGCUUUAAUAACCAUGCAAGAUGGUUCUAUUUUGGUACAAUCCAUGAUGAUUUCAAAGCUUGUUUUAAGUCAUGCUUUUCUUCACUUUGGAGCUACUUAUCGUUUGCAUUAAGCAAAUCUGGUGACUGCAAAAGUGCCAAUGGAAGAAGUCAAUUCUGCCGACACUGGCUCCGUCCCAAAACCUGAAGUAAUUUACCGCUGUAAAAAAUGCCGCAGAAUCGUUGCUUCGCAAGAGAACAUUGUUUCACACAAGCGCGGGAAGGGAGAAGAGUGCUUUAGGUGGAGGAAGAGAACAGGUGACCCGAACGAUUGGGAAAAGGAUCCAGCUGAAUGCUCAUCCAUAUUCGUAGAGCCCAUGAAGUGGAUGCAAGCAGUGGAAGACGGGCAUGUGGAAGAGAAGCUUCAGUGCAAGGGCUGCAACGCUCGCCUUGGUUCCUUCAACUGGGCGGGGAUGCAGUGCAACUGCGGAGCUUGGGUGAAUCCGGCAUUCCAACUGCACAAGAGCCGGAUCGACGAAUGCCGUAUUUGAAGCAUAGAUCAGUGUAAACCAUCUAUCCACUAGAACACUUCCGUGGUUUGUGCAUAAUCUCGCCCCAUAUGAUCAGCCAGUCGGCAUGUAGGCAAGGAACGACAAACUCGGAAAUCGACAUUGCACCGGUUAAAAUUGCUCAUUCCCUGUAUAUUUUGGCAUCCCAAGUUGCAUACAUCCAUGUUAUAUGAGAGAUGAUGGUUCUUAUCCUAAAACGAACCGACCCCGGCGCUCAGCGUUUUGGAUGAGACGCCCAUCAGGCGAUGCUACUUAAUCCUUUAGAUGUUAAAUCUGAACUAUGGCUGCAGAGUAUGGCCAUGCUAAAAAUUCUUUUUGGGGCGACUGUAGUCAUUCUUUAUUAAGAAUGGUGUUGUUUCCCAAUAAUUCAGCGACUAAACGUUUAAAGUCAUCAACGUAAGCAUAUCUCAAAGUCUUGACAUGUUCCCUGGCAGGUCAGUGUGAAGGCAAUAAUAAUACAGCCCAUGUGAUAUUGGACCUCCUUGGAAUUUCUACUUAUAUUUUUUAUGAUCCACUUUAAUUUUAUGCCUUUUGUUUUGUAAAAUGUUUAGGUAAUAAUAAUGCCAAGAGUUACAUGA
Molecule: messenger RNA, 1399 nt
Organism: Rhodamnia argentea
Lineage: Eukaryota; Viridiplantae; Streptophyta; Magnoliopsida; Myrtales; Myrtaceae
Product: probable inactive dual specificity protein phosphatase-like At4g18593
Exons: 3
Coding region: 414-803 (129 amino acids)
Biological process (GO): protein dephosphorylation
Molecular function (GO): protein tyrosine/serine/threonine phosphatase activity
Source: RefSeq, a predicted model, not a curated record